Owenia fusiformis is the source of this 1123-nucleotide messenger RNA. The record is from the annotation of a GenBank genome assembly. Lineage: Eukaryota; Metazoa; Annelida; Polychaeta; Sabellida; Oweniidae.
AGACGCUGAUAUAGCAAGUAUCAAUGGGUGCUUUAAGUACACAAGCACUAUCCUGAAAAGCACUCUAGAUCUGAAGAAUGAAACAUUACUCAAAAAUCAAACGCAGGCUUUACUACAGGUUGCCAAGAAUCUAUUCCAAAAUCUUGGUGAGUAUUCAGGGUUUAUGUCUGGUUUGCUUAGAGACGUAGGGGUCCCUUUAGACCCCAAUAGCAACAGUAUGCACAACUCUAAAAAAGACCCCUUGAAUGCCAAAUCAAAAACUCGCGUAAAAUCUAAAAACAAUAAAAAAGUAAACAUCGCAAAUAAGGCUUUGAAACCAACAUUGAAAAGUAAAACUAAUGCUGCUAAGACAUUAAAUAAAAGAAAAGACGAGACGUCUAAAUCCUUGCCACCACUUAGAAUCGGAGGAAAGUCUGUUACCUCAUCAUUAAGACAGGGCCAGGCAGAUAACAGACCUACCCUUUCAAAAGUGACAGCAUCUCAUAAAAGAAAAAUACCAGUGAGGAAUUUAUCAAGCCCUAAAAAACAAAUAAAGAGGGAUAUUUGGAGUGAAUCCCCGUCACGUUCAUAUCACCUUCGUAGUCGACUUGGAGUUACACGAUCUGGUAACAUUUACAAUCAGGCAUCAUUAACGGCUGCAGAAGGUUCCAAAUCGGGAUUAAAUAAUUCAGAUGAAUGGUCACCACUGCUUUCCUCUCAGACUGUUAGUGUCCAAUGGCUUAAUACAAAGAUUCUACAAGUUCAUCCCCAAAUGCCAACACAGGCCCCGAGAAGUUUGCAGGCCUCUGAGCAUCACCAAGAGUUGAGUAAGCUGACAUAGGAUAAGAGUAGACUAAAAAUGUAAGAUGUAAGAACUAGUGGCAGUUAUUGAACUAACAACCCCCGACCACAGGGCUUCAAAAUCCAGAAUAUAUUCUUUCUUUUUACCCCUGCGAUAAGCAGUUAGCAUUUCCCCGAUUAAGAACUCGCAAUCUGAUAAGUUGUCGCAACACUGCGACAGAAAUCAUGUAUAAGUCAUUGUGCAUAAUAAGAUCACAUACAUGUAAUUCAGUUUAAUCGGGCACUUCCAAAUUGGUUAUAGCAGGGGGGAAGAAGGAGGUACUGAUUCUGGACACUUGCUUAG